Messenger RNA from Hyla sarda, 1879 nucleotides. It is a transcript of the gene POGLUT3, whose product is annotated as protein O-glucosyltransferase 3. Gene Ontology annotation, molecular function: glucosyltransferase activity. Gene Ontology annotation, cellular component: endomembrane system. The record is from RefSeq and is a predicted model, not a curated record. The transcript has 8 exons. NCBI's taxonomy places the organism in Eukaryota, Metazoa, Chordata, Amphibia, Anura, Hylidae. Bases 112 to 1644 code for a protein of 510 amino acids.
CCCAUCACAUCCCCUGCUCUCCUCUGAUUGGCUAUCCAUCCCACCAAUCAGCUGCAGACAGAUCUCUUGUCACAUUCCCCAUGGUUUGAAUGGUCCGGUGUGCGGUGACACAUGGCGGGGAGGAUGGCGGCGCCGCUGCUGCUCCUGGUGCUGCUGUGUGCGGGGGGCCGCCCUACUGCCGGCUCUACAGAGGCGCUGAGCCCGGAGCGGAGCCUGGUGUGGGGCCCGGGGCUGCAGGCGGACAUCACUCUGCCCGUCCGCUACUUCUACAUCCAGGCUGUGAGCGGAGACGGCCGCAACUUCACCUCCUCCCCAGGAAACAAACCAUUCAAGGUUGUGAUUAAAGCCCUGUCCCCAAAAGAGUACGUCCGCAUCCAUGUGCCCGAUCCCCUGGACAGGAACGACGGCUCCUUCCUGAUGCGGUAUCGCAUGUAUGGGAGUGUUAGUGAGGGGCUGCUCAUCGAGGUGCAUCACCAGGACCGGCAGGUCGCUCAGUCUCCCUAUGUGCUGAAAGGACCAGUUUAUCAUGAGUACUGUGACUGUCCUGAAGAAGACCCUGAAAUUUGGCAGCAGACUCUUUCAUGUCCAUCCGAUGAAGCCCAGAUAUCCAAAGACUUUACCCCCUUCCCUUCUAUAGACCUGAACAGGAUGCUGGAGGAGGUGCCCAAGAGGUUUUCCGAGUCGCGUGGUGCCAUAGUUCAUUAUACGGUCCACAAUAAUCAGAUCUAUCGACGUUCCAUGGGCAAAUACACAGACUUCAAAAUGUUCUCUGAUGAAAUGUUGCAAUCGUUGGCAAGAAAGGUUCGCUUACCUGACUUUGAAUUUUACAUCAAUGUUGGCGAUUGGCCAGUAGAACAUCGGAAGGUCAAUGACACCCCUGGGCCAAUGCCAAUGAUUUCAUGGUGUGGAUCUGCCGAUUCUAGAGACAUCAUUCUACCAACCUAUGACAUUACCCAUUCUACGCUUGAAGCACUACGUGGGGUCACAAAUGACCUACUCUCUAUCCAGGGCCACACAGGCCCUUCAUGGGACAAUAAAACUGAACAGGCAUUUUUCAGGGGCCGAGACAGCCGAGAGGAGCGUCUGCAGUUAGUGCAAAUGUCUAAAAAGAAUCCUGAGCUUCUGGAUGCAGGGAUCACUGGUUACUUCUUCUUCCGAGAAAUGGAGAAGCAGCUGGGAAAAGCUCCACUCAUUGGAUUCUUCGACUUUUUUAAGUACAAAUACCAGGUGAACCUGGAUGGGACUGUGGCUGCCUACAGGUUUCCGUAUCUCAUGUUGGGGGACAGCCUGGUCCUGAAGCAGGAUUCCCCAUAUUAUGAACACUUCUACAGUAACCUAAAACCAGGGAAACACUACGUCCCCAUAAAACGCAACUUGGGAGAUUUGUUAGACAAGAUAAAGUGGGCCAAGGAAAAUGAUGGUGAGAUGAGGAAGAUCGCCAAAGAAGGUCAGACUCUUGCCAGGGAAUUGCUACAACCUCACAGACUCUACUGUUACUAUUAUAAAGUAUUCCAGAUGUAUGCCAAACGUCAAAUAAAUAAUCCAGAAAUCCGUGAUAAGAUGGAACCCGUGCCUCAACCGGAUGAUAACACCACUAUCUGCAAUUGUCACAGAAAGAAAAUGAAUGAGAAAGAAGAGUUAUAGUGUAUGGGGAGGAGAGCUGCAUUGCACUGAAAGCGGUACUGUGAUAGUGUGGCCAGUGACGGGCAUCACAGCUCCUGAAGAAUGGCCAUCAGCCAAGCACAAUUGUUCCUAUAGUUGUGAUGAGACCCAAGCAUUUAAACCUCCUGACAUGUCUAUAUGAUAUCUCAGAUGGUUAAAGGGGAUUUGUAAAUUACUUUUAUUAAAAAAUCUUAAUCCUUCCAGUACUUUUUUGGGG